AGCCGACAAAAGGAAGUCACAUGACUUCCGGCGGACAUUAAGAAAAAAACAAACAAACACGGUAUGGUAAAGACCUGGCGAUGAAGCCGAGUCAACAGAGCUCAGCUGCCGUCGAUAUUACUAAGUGCAGCGUCCGGAUUAGGAGGUGAAGCAGCCGACAGCGCGGGGAAACCGAUGUUAGCCAGAAUCGCAGUGUUUCCUGCACCAUGAAUUUACGGGGACUCUUUCAGGACUUCAAUCCCAGCAAGUUCCUGAUCUAUUCUUGCCUGCUGCUCUUCUCUGUGUUGCUGUCCUUGAGGCUGGAUUUAGUCAUCCAGUGGAGCUACUGGGCUGUGUUUACGCCAAUAUGGCUGUGGAAGCUGUUGGUCAUCAUUGGGGCAUCUGUGGGCACUGGAGUCUGGGCCCACAACCCUCAGUACAGGGCUGAGGGGGAGACAUGUGUGGAGUUUAAGGCCAUGCUGAUAGCGGUGGGGCUCCACGUCCUGCUGCUGAUGUUUGAGGUGUUGGUGUGCGACCGCGUAGCGAGAGGAAACUACUUCUGGCUUCUCGUCUUCAUGCCUCUCUUCUUCGUGUCGCCCGUUUCAGUAGCAGCGUGCGUCUGGGGGUUUAGACAUGACCGCUCCCUCGAGCUGGAGGUGUUGUGUUCAGUAAAUAUUCUCCAGUUCAUCUUCAUCGCUCUGAAGCUGGACAAGAUCAUCAACUGGCCCUGGCUGGUGGUGUGUGUCCCACUGUGGAUCCUGAUGUCCUUCCUGUGCCUUGUUGUCCUCUACUACAUCAUCUGGUCAGUCCUCUUCCUCCGCUCCAUCGACAUCAUCGCCGAGCAGCGGCGAACUCACAUCACCAUGGCAAUCAGCUGGAUGACUAUCGUCGUACCACUUCUCACAUUUGAGAUCCUUCUGGUGCACAAGCUGGACGGCCACAACAGCCUGAGCUACGUGUGUGUGUUCGUCCCUCUCUGGCUCUCUCUGCUCACGCUCAUGGCCACCACCUUUGGCCAAAAGGGAGGAAACCACUGGUGGUUCGGCAUCCGAAAGGACUUCUGCCACUUUCUGCUGGAGCUCCUGCCCUUCCUGCGAGAGUACGGCAACGUGUCCUACGACCUUCAACGCAGCGAGGACCCUGAGGCGGCAGAGGAUCUCCCCGUCCCUGAGCCGCCACCAAAGAUUGCCCCCGUGUUCCACAAGAAGACCGGGGUGGUGAUCACCCAGAGCCCUGGGAAAUACUUUGUGCCGCCGCCUAAACUCUGCAUCGACAUGCCCGACUAACGGGGAGUCAGAGCAGGAGUGGCCGUGGCUGCCAAACUAAUAAAGCUUCGGAGACUGUGUUUGGUUUUUAAAUCCACUGUCCACUGAAGGAUUUUGGUCCCCUCACCUAAACUGUGCAUCAACAUACCCGGCACGGGUAACGCAUUAGGACUAAAACAGUGAUGGAUCCAAGAUCCUCACUGUUCUCAAGACUUCUGCCUUUUAAGGACAAAAUCGGUGAAGUUGCACCGUGUUGCUGACUCCCAGUUGGAUCCAUGGUGAAGAUGACUACAGACUGAGGCUCUCUUGGAUCCAAAGUGACAUGAUGCUGACACACAGGAGAACUGGAUAUGUGUGGACUUAAAAUAUUCACUCUGAACAGCUGUAGAUCUUUGCUUGUUAUGUUCAGAGGGUUCCUGAAUUUAAAAAAUAAAUAAAUAAAAGCAAAAUUUUUCUGGGUUUGUGACGUGGACCAUUGGAGAGACUCUGGCUUCAUUACGGGAUCAGUGGAACCCUGUUGUUUCUAAUCUCUUUUGACCAUUUAGGUGGAAAAACAAGGGUGUAGGGCUUAGAGGAAACGUUUAGGGUUUUUUUUGUUUUUUCUUUUUCUUUUUCAGGUCUGCCUUGGAGCAAUACUUGCAUGUCAGUGCAUUGAAACAGCUGUUGGUGUCUUUAAUCAGUGCCCGUGUCUAUAUGGACUGUGCAUUAAUCCCUUCAUAUUGCGGUGAUGGAGUUAAGAUCCACAGGGCUUAUGUGUAGGGGUGUGCACGACUAGAUGAUCCCUACUAGUUUCCCCCCCAAACAUUCAAGUUAGUAAAACCAGUGAACAGAAACCAAACUUUGGUUUCUAUUCUGUGGGUAAAACUAAUAUAUCGUACUGAUUGAUUGGUUCCACUCUGCUGGGCUGCAGCCCCAGCAGGUGAUGAAUUCUGAAGGUUUCCCCCACCCCAUCGCCAACAUCCAGGUAGAGCUAAGACAGAAUUUAUUCACAGCCAUUCUGGUUCUUUGUUUUCCAAAGUGUUCAAACACCUUUGUAAGCAUUGCUUUAAGAUGACCCUGAAAAAAAGUGUCUUUUCUUUAAAAAGAAAACUUUGGAAAUAGCACUUUGUUAACCUGUUCCAGGAGGAACCCUGUUUGACCUGUUAGUUUUUUGUAUUCCUGUUAUUUUUUAUUUUUUUUUUUGGAGGUAGGGGUAUUCUUGUUUUUUGUAAAUAACACAACUUGUCAUGUUAGGGACCAGAGGGGUGAAAAAGGGCAAAACAAACAAACAAAAAAAAAAAGA
Messenger RNA from Archocentrus centrarchus (flier cichlid), 2526 nucleotides. It is a transcript of the gene tmem185a, whose product is annotated as transmembrane protein 185. Lineage: Eukaryota; Metazoa; Chordata; Actinopteri; Cichliformes; Cichlidae. Bases 207 to 1265 code for a protein of 352 amino acids. The record is from RefSeq and is a predicted model, not a curated record. The transcript has 7 exons.